AUGGCUUUCAUGGUGAAGUCCAUGGUUGGUGGGCAACUGAAGAACCUCACCGGCGGACUGGGAGGAGAAGAGAAAGGAGAAGGGGAGAAGUCCCCGGCUGAAGCCCAGGGGAUGACAAAGGAAGAAUACGAAGAGUACCAGAAGCAGCUAGUGGAGGAAAAGUAAGUAUCGGGUGAUGAAGGGCUCCUUUUUGUGUCUGUCCAGUCACACUGCAACCAAGAGCCUUGGCACAAGCGUUCAUGGAGAAGAGUCCACUUCAUGAAAGCCAUGGCUAUCCCUUUGGAGAAUAUCACAUGACUCUUUCUGUAUGUAACUUUUAGAAACCUUAGCCAUACGUGUCUUUUAUGGUCUUAAUUUGCAUGGUAGAUUACCGUAGCAGGAGAGGCGAUGGAGAAAGAAACUGCUUGAUAACCCUGCUCAGGAAAUUCCUGAGCAAAAUCAAGAUCAGACCAGGGAAAUGUGAGUGAUUUGAUUGCAGCUCAUGACAUAUUAUGCAUUUCAAUGUAGAGCCUGGCCAGAAGACUCAAGGCAAGCAAGUCUGAGAUGAAGGGGAUUCUGAGCUUUGCCUCAUCUCAGACUCAUCCCACCACCAAUCCUGUUGAGGUAAAUGACUAUUAUUCCCAGGUCUAGAAUCAGGGUCUCAGAAUCAGGAGACUUCUGGGCUGCUGUGAGCAAGUUCGGUGAAUCAACAUCUGAAGAGCAAUACAAGUGUGGAUCUAAGUCUAAGCUUAUUUACUGAUCGCACCAGUUUAUAUCUUUAAGGAAGGAGAGAAAUAGGCUAAAGGGAAUCUAGGAAGAUCAUGCAAGUUCACACAGAGAGAUGAUAAAGAUUCCUCCACCAACAUCCAAUACUAUACACACAGUAAAAUUUAUUUCCCAAGAAACUGCUUUUGUAUUGUCCUGGGAUUGUACCUUGAGCAUCAAACAGUGGUGUACAAAAGAGGACAUUUGAAAACCUCAUGCUGGCUCCACUGGAUUGAUUCUAGCAGGAUGUUAAAAAGUCCACGCCUACAAUAAAAAUAGGGCAAUUUUAAAAAUAAAUUUAAAAUAGCGCUAAGCAGUGUCUGUGCAAAAAUAAAUCCCUUGCUCUAAGCAGUUUUUAUGCAAAGUUCAGACCCAAAUCCUCCCGUUUUUAGAUGUCGACAUAUGAAUCUGGGCUACAGAAGGCGCCCUGUGGAAGCUGAUCUUUCCAUUUAAGCCCAAACUGGGUUAAAGAGAUCCUCUGCCUUAGUUCCUCCCAAAUAAGUGGUGAAGGGAAAGAGGAAGUGAACCCAGGACUUUACAUUUGUUGUGGAAGGCGGGGAAUGUUAGUAAUGCAUUUUAAUGAACCCCUAAUCUUUUAAUCCGCUUUUGCCUUCAAGAGAUGGGAUUGUUUUCUCAGGAAAAACUACAUCUCACUAUAGCUCCCUGCCUCCCCCGGAAGUUGGAGUUUAGAUUAUUCACCAUUUCUGAUUUUGAAAAGGGGGGAAGUGUCUAAGGCUGCAUUUACACACAAUUUUUAAAUGCCGUUUUGCUCCCGCAGCAACCGUUUGCUUCCUGUAGUAGUUUGCAUGCAUAAUUUCACUGUGUUUCACCUGUCCCUCCCACCCGCAAUUUGCUUCCAAGCCUUGUGCUGUGCAGUUUUCCCUGCUGUCCAUUUAAUGCAUCAAGUGGCAUUCCAGAAAAUUCUGAAGUGCAAGAACUGAUUGUGGCAGCCCCUGUAGUCACUCCACCCCUGAGGAUUUUUUCCCCAAAUGCACAGGCAGCUGUAUUGAUUCAUAUAUGCACAUAUGUCCUUACACCUUCCAAAGAGCAGCGGUGCAUAAAUAGCACUAUACCCAGUUUGUUAUAGUCUGCCAGCAGUCACAGGAUAAAUUCGACUGGUAAACACAAUGAGCUUUAAUAAAAUAUUUCCAGCCAGUUCAAACAUAACCUUUAGCAUUUAAUUAUAAAUGAAAAAGAAAUCUUGCAAAGAAGUAUUGCCAUUUAAAUUGCUUGUGUCUAGUAGGAACUCCAAGGAGGAAAAGGAAAGAAGUAUCCAGACUCCUCAAUUACUUUCUUCAUUCUCUUCCUUCUGCCUUGCUAAUCUUCCACAAACAAAUUUGAAAGCCUCAGUAUCACCUCAUUCACUUGCCAGAGCAAAACAAAAACAAAAACCAUUAAUUACCCCGCUGUGCCCUUGUCUACCUCACUACAAUCCUCUUUGCAAAGAGGACAAAGCAGCCUACUUUUAAAAAAAAAGAAAAGAAAAAGAAACAUUCUCUGCUGCAAUUUAUGUUCUGGAGAACAGAUCACAUCAGCACCAUCACUUAGGUGGCAAUCCUGCACACACUUGUCUGGGUGGAAGCCCCACAGAACUGUCAAGCACAGGUCUUCUGGGGAACUUAGAUCUACUCCUGGAUUGCAUAAAACACCUAAAUCAUACUGAAGACCUACCAUUGCAAGGCAUAUUAGGGACACAUUGAUAGAAGCAUUAUGUCAUUAGUGAUCCAGGAAAGUUACUCUUGAAUUGUUUAUUUACUUAUUUUUUAAAACUGCAUACCACUGUAUCAUAAAUAUAUAUAUCAGAGGAGUUUACAACCAUUAGAACAUAAAACCAUAAAAAGUUAGAAAAGUCAUUCAUGAGCAAAUUCCUAGUUUGUUUUUUUUAAUUGGCCGGGCUGGCUCAGAGAUCUGGUUGCUGAAAGACAUUGGAGAUAUUCAAUUCUGAUCAUAAUGUUUCCAUAGAAAUAUAUAUAUAUAUAUAUAUAUAUAUAUAUAUAUAUAUAUAUACCCUACUCAUAUGCAAAGUGAGCUCACAAUCACAAAAAUGAUGAAACUGGUUGGAAAUGGUCGUUUUUAGCUGAGGAACAAAUGAGGUGUCAAAAAGAGCAAUAAUAAUUCUUCUUUUCCUCCAUGCUUUGUUCAUAUAGUCCAUUUAACUUCAGGCUUAGAACCUGUGGCCCAGCAGAUGUUGCUGGACUCCAACUCCCAUCAACCCCAGACAGUAUGGACCAUGGUUUGAGGAUGAUGAAAGUGAUAACCCGGCAACAUCGGGGGGGGGGGGCGCAAGUUCCCCAGCCCAAUACAACAGAGUCAGCUUCUGUUUCGCUCAGUAUCAUUUGAUCUCCCCAUCGUGAAGACCAAUACUGUCUCCACUGACUCCCAGAAGCUGUACCAAAAUCAGCCAGAAGUACUAGAUAUUUCUAGAGCUGCAAAUGAACUUAGCCAAAGCACCUGGUGAGAGGAAAUGUAUUCAGUCGUCCCAUUGGUUUUAGUGGAAGUAAAACUCUCCCGAGAACUGUGCUGCUGUGAGUCACGCACAAGACCUGCAAGACACCUUUGCACACCUGGGCACCAGCUGGUUGUCAGGCACUCAGGAAGGGUUGCACAAGGGGGUUUUGUCCAGGCCCCACCCUCAUCUGCCCCACACCUGCCAUCAUAUAUGACAUCAGGUGUAGGGCAGGUGGGCAUGGCUUGAUGGAAAUGGCCUCACUGGCCAAAUGGGGAAGCCUGCCUUAGAAGUUAGCAAACAAGAGUCUACUUGUGGCCAAUGUUAAGCUUCUCCAUCCUUAUCCAACUACACAACCCUCCUGUCCAUGUUACUGUGGUCAUAGAAGGGAGAUAAGGAGGAGGUGUAUGGCUGUUUAUGGCUAUAAGUCAUUAUGGCCAUAUUAUUUGUGCCAAUGUCUUGCUUGUGGGCUUCCCAUAGGCAUCUGGUUGGCCACUGUGGAAGCAGAAUUUUUGACAUCAUGGGCAUUCGGUCUUAUCCAGCCUCAGGGCUCUUAUGUUCUUAGAUAUUAUGGGCUGGCUUUGAUUUAUUCGGGGAUGGGAAUACCUGGGGUGAAAGAACUCUCACAGCUAUCCUACACUCCAGUCAUUUGGUUAAAUGAGCACCCUGAGACCAUAUCCCAGGAUUUAUUAAUAUUAAUUUCUUCCAAUCUGAAUUAAUUCCAUACCACAUAGCUUGCUAUUCUCCAUCGUGGUUUUUUAAAAAUGAUAAAAAUGGGGAUUUUUCUCCCCCACACCUCCAGCAUGUCCCAGUAUGGGCAUCCCAGUGUGCAUUAGCCAUUGUAAGUGUAAAACCCUGAGGUGGUCAGUGCUCUGGAUUGUAUAAUGUUGAGGCUGAGAUUUAGUGUUGUGUGGAUGGCGCUUAACAACUACGACGUACACAGGAACAUGAGAAGAAGUCUUACAGUGAAUUAGACCCCUGGUCCAUCUGGCUUAAUACUGCCCACAAUGACCGGUAGUGGCUUACCAGGGUUCCAGGCAGCGAGUCUCCCUGUCCUAACUGGAGGUGCCACAAAGACCCAAACCUGGGAUCUUUUGCAUGCAAGGCAGGUGAUCUGCCACUGAGCUAUGGCCCUUUCUGUUGGGGAUGAAUACAUAAAAUAAUAGAAUGAGUUGUUUUACAUGCAAGGCUGUGUAAAAAUAAAUAAAUCUCUCUCUCUCUUUGUGUGUGUGAUGUGCAUGUUAUCUGCAGCAUUACUGAGUAUGAGUGGAGAAAGGGCACUGGCAAUUAUUCCAAGUUAAUUAGGCAAGAUUAAACAGUGUGUGAUCUUGUGGAUGCACUCUGACUAGCAUCAUAUCAGCUGUGUGGAAUGCUUAGGUUUGGAGCAGAGAUUAAUGGCCUGUACCGGGAAAUUUCUCAGGCUUCCUCUGCCCUAGUGACCAAGACAUUUGCUCGCCAUGCCAAGUGGGGCACACACAUUGCAGCUAAUCGACAACAUCUUCUCCCAAUGUUGUUUGCAGAAUGGAGCGGGAUGCCCAGUUUGCACAGCGCAAAGCAGAACGAGCCACCCUGCGGACCCACUUUCGGGAUAAAUACAGGCUUCCUAAGGUAAGCCAUCAGGCGUUUGCUGCAGGAGGAGGAUGAAGGGAACCUGGGCAGAUUUCCACAGGGAUAUUGCUGGUUGUAUUAGGGUUGAGCAACAGCCAGAUACCAGAGGAGGUGGAGGAAGAAAUAACCAGAACCUUUGAUGCCAGGGUGGGGAAACCAUGACCGCCCAGAUGGUGCUGAAACUUCAACUUCCAUUGCCUCCAGCCUGCUUGACCAAUGGGCAAGGGUGAUGGGGACUGGAGCCCAGCAAUAUCUUGAGGGUCACAGCUUCUUUGUUCUUUCCUGUAAGGCAGGGGUGGGGAAGUUGUGGCUCUCCAGAUGUUGCUACAGCUCCCAUUAUCAAUGACCAUUGGCUCUACUAUCCAGGACAGUCCAACAACAUCUGGAGGGGCUCUUCCCCGCCCAUACUGUUGAUGGAGGCAGAGCAUUAGGACUGAAGAGAAGGGUGGAAGUCAAUAUGUUGACCUUACGAGUCACGAGCCACCAUGCACAGAGUGGCUGGUGCUGAUAAAAUGCCAGAGACAUCCUGCGCGUGGAAAUGGCUAAUGGGAGAACGUGGCCCUCUUUUUAAGUUCACUCCAAAAUGAGGCUGGAACCAGUCAGCAGUUCCUUGUUGAGGACGCAGAGUAGAUCAGCAGGUGAGUCCAGGCUCCAUCCCUGACAUCUUCCAUUAAAAAGAUCAAGGUUCAAGUGACGGAAAAGCCCCUUCUAAGCCUAAGACUUUUUAGAGCUGCUGUUAGAUGGAUCUAGGUAAGAUGGGCAAGUCACCUGGCCUGGUUUAAGGGCAGCUGUCCCAUGUUUCUUCUUUGGCACAGAACUACAUGAGCCAUCUGAAUAUGAAACUGAAGUUGACACAUCUCUGGAUCUAGGGUCAAGGUCUGGGCCACUCCAAAUUGUGGGUGAUAGUCAACUAAGUUUUACACAGAGUAGAACUAUUGAAAUGAAUGAGCAUGACUAAGGCAGACCUUCCAUAACUUUGUCUCCAGCCCAAAGCUUAUUUCCUGUGCAAUGCAUUUCAGAUAAAACUUCUCUGGACCAACACUUCAGAUUAGUAGCAGCCCUUCCGGUCCCAGGGUGGGUUACGGCCUUGGCCCAGUAGACCUGAAGGUGUGUCUCCACCCCCAUUGUUCAGCCCGAACACUGAGGUCCAGCUCCGAGGGCCUUCUGGCGGUUCCCUCACUGUGAGAAGUAAGGUUACAGGGAACCAGGCAGAGGGCCUUUUCAGUGGUGGUGCCCGCUCUGUGGAACACCCUGCCACCAGAUGUCUAUUUCCUUGACAACAACUAUCUGAUUUUUAGAAGACAUCUGAAGGCAGCCCUAUUUAGGGAAGUUUUAAAUGUUUGAUCUUUUAUUGUGUUUUUAAUAUCCUGUUGGAAGCCGCUCAGAGUGGCUGAGGAGGCCCGGCCAGAUGGGUGGGGUAUAAGUAAUAAACUGUUGUUGUUGUUGUUGCAAUUUAAAAUUCAGAAUUAAAAACAAAUUACAGUCACAGGAAUAGGAUAGAUCCUGAAAACACACCUGUCCCAGACAGUGACCUGAGGGCAGUGGAAUUACCAAAAAGGCCACCUCCGCCAGUCUUGACACUCAAGAAACUCUGUUGAGAAGGAGGCAGCCUGGGUCAUUUAGGGCUUUAAGCACUUGGCUGAGCAUGGAAAUAAACUUAAAUAGGAUUUGAGGUGGUCUGAAGCUGAUUUGGGGAUGUAGAGGUGUAUAAACUCAUUUAGACUUCUCCAGAAGCUAUGUGUUGAGCAAGAAGGUGUUGGGAAUCUGGGAACGAUUUGGGCAUGGUCUAAAGGUACCUGAUACAACAAACUUGCUAAAUCUAAGCUGGACUGGAUCUGGUCAGCAUCCGGAUGGGAGGCCUCUUGGGCACUCCAAGUCUUGAGUUCCCUGGCAGAAGUGUGCCAGGAUAGAAAUGUAAUACAUGAAAUAUAGAUGAUAAUCAAGUUGUAGGAAGUUCAGACUGCAGACUGUUGUAAUACAUAAUAAGAUAUUCUUAUGGAGAAAACAACUUUUUUAAAAAAAAAAAGGUGUUCAAUUCCUCGCCAUUUGUAUGCUUUCAUUUCUGUGCCAUGAAAUAGCUCAGUGACGCUGGACUUUAAAUGUAUCAUUACCUGCCAUCGAAACAGCUGGUUUACUGGCUUAGUUGGCUGUAAGACCAGACAUAAUCAGGUUAAUCCAACAAAAUUUUGUAUCAGUUAAGUUCUAUUGAAAUCAGCGGGACUUAAAAUAGGUACAACUGAAUUCCAUCCCAUUGCCUUCAGUGGGACUUUGUCAUGAUAAGCACCUGUUGGAUUGUACCCUAAGGCCAGGAUGGGGGUGGAGGGCUUUGUUCAGCCUGGGGGCUGCAUCCCUUUCUGGGCAAUUUUCUGGGGGCCACAUUCCAGUGGUGGGCGGGGCCAGAGGCAAAAGUAGGUGGAACAAUGAAUGUGAAUUUUGCCACUGUAUUAGUUUUUGCACACACUCAUACAUCCCUGUACAGAUGGGUCCUUCAUCCACUCAUCCAGGGAAUCAAAAGGCAUCAUCAGAGUUCAAAGACGCAUUCCAGUUAGGCAAUACAGCAAUGAAGGAGAGAGCAAAGCAGAACCAGUACAGCGAGUUGCUGAGAGGGGGGUUUGGUGGGGGGGGUAGGGAAAUCUCCAGAGCCAGAUAGAGAAUAUUGGAAGGCUCCAUUAUUAUUAUUAUAGUUAAAUUGCAUUUUUUAUAAAACAUUUAUUCAUAGUUUAAAUGAGAUAUAUGUUUUUUCUUCUUAUUUUUUAUGCUUAUUUCUGAUCUUUGGAGUGUUAGAAAUCGAAUAGUGUGAUGAUACAUAUGACCUAUAUGCAUAUAUUCUGCCAAUCUACCAUCAUGGAGGCCUAGGUAGGAGUAGACCACCCAGGUGUUCUCCAGACUCAGAUCUGCUCAAUUCCAGAUCUUUACAUCGAGGAAUGACAUCAUCCCAAUUCUAGAGGUCUUGCUUGUAAAAAUGCCUAGACAGCUGAUCAUUUCGGUUUAAGCUGGUUUAGUCCAGUUAGCUUCCAUCAGGCUUAAAGCUACAAGUUCACUUGGGGCCUCUGUGUGUGUGUGUGUUUUGCAUGGUUGUGUAUUUAUAAAUACUUGAGCAACUUCAGAAUAGAAAGAGAGCUGAAAAAAAUAUUUAAAUAGAAUAAUAAUAAUAAUAAUAAUAAUAAUAAUAAUACAGAUUUUGUAGUAAAGCAUGGAAAUAUUCAUUCUGGAAUCUUUCCAUAAAUGUUACAAGAGCUGCUCUAGUGUUGAGAUUGUAAUCUAAUAUUCUUGUUUUUCUAAACACCAGACAAAAGCAGAGCUCUAUCAAGAGGGUUAGAACAUGCCCAUCUCCAGCACUCUGAAAAAGUCUCACAUGGUCAUGGGCUGCCUAGGUGUUGUUCACCUGAUUAUCUUUUUCACAGGUCUCUUACUAGCCUCUAGCCUCCUGGUUAUCUUUGCUCUUUCAGGCAGUGAAAGAUGGGCAAAGAUAACUCUGAUGCUCUCAGGUGGUCGUGGUCCAGGGGCAUCCAAUUCAAGCCACACAAAGAUCUCAGCAAUAAAGGCAUCUUAUUUUAACACAAUGUCCCUCUUAUACCGCUGAAUUUUGGGUCCUCCCUCCCCACUAGCACCUGACAUCCCCAUCUGUCCAAAACCUGCAUCCUUCUCCAUGUUCAUUUCGCUCUGGUUUUGCAUGUCAUAAUUGUUUGUCGAAAUGAUCCUUCAAAGAAAAGGGCCACUUCUAGCAUGCCAAAUCAUUCUGGUUUGCUGCAUUGACAUCUCAAGCAACUGGUGAUGUGAGGAGCAGAGCAGAAUGAGAGCAUUCUGGCCCUCAGACAAGUGGCAUUUGCCAGUGCUGAAGGAGUGAAUGUUAAAGCUAGAGAGAACUGUUUGGUUGUUCACUGAAAUUUUAGCUUUUAAAAAAUAAUUAUUUGCUUUACAGCAUAGCGAUAUUGGUUGCACAAAAAUUGAGAAUUGCAUCUUUCUUUUUAAGUGCUAUUGCUAAGUUUUCUAAGUUAUCUUCAUUGCUCUCUGUGUUAGCCAUAUGGUCUCCAAUGAAGUAAUCUAGCAUACUGUUCAAUAUCUUUUAUAUCAAUAUUAAAAUGCUCUUGACUGUCAUUAUAAUUCUCUCUUUCUUUUUACAGAUGAGAGGACACCAAAUGAUUCUGGUUUUCCCAAUGAGUUUGUGGUUGAGAAUUUAUUUGUUACAUUUUUUUAUCCCAACUCUCCUCCACGCACAGAUCUUCUCCCCUCUCCAUUUCAUCACCACAACAGCCUUAUGUGGUUGGCUAGAACAAGAGAUGGUGAUUGGCCCAAGGCCAUCUUCAUAGCUGAGUGGGAAUUGAACUUGAGUUUCACUGAUCUAACUCCAACCUAGCCACCAAACACACUGGCAUCUGUUCAACCAACCAGCCAGCCAUUCCUCUCUCUCUCUCUCUCUCUCUCUCUCUCUCUCUCUCUCUCUCUCUCUCACACACACACACACACACACACACACUGCCUCCCUCCUAUGUUUUGGUCCAUGGCUGAUUCCCAUCACCAACCAUAAAUCAUCCAACACAAUUGCCCAAUGCCACUCUACUUCACUCUGUCCCAGGCCUCCUCCAACACAUCAGCGUCUUGUUCCAGUUCAUCAAAGCCCCUUUUUCAUGCUCUUAACUUCCAGAGUGUGAUCAUCACAUCCAUUUAUGUUCUGAUGGAGUCAGUCAGGAAUGAGAGAUUAAAACAGGACUGAAUGGAAACAUCUUUUCUCCAACUCCAGCAUCAUUCAGAUCUUACCACUCUUGAGGCCACCUGUCAUGGCCGCCAGCUCCAGGACGCAGCAGUUGCUUCCCCAACCCCCAGGGAGAAUGGGGUCAAUCUGCCCUGUUCUUCCUUCCCACUCUCUGUGCUUCAACCUCUUGAGGGCACCAAGGCUUGCUGGGCUUUAAAUACCUGCCAGCAAACCUGGCAGUGCCCACCUUCUUGUCCUGCCUCUCCCAUGUCUUCCUGUCUGGAGGUGAGCCAGGAGAUAUGUUCACAACCCCAUUGCUACCCGCUGCUGGCUUUGCAGUUUCGUCCCACUGUCACCAUAGCAACAGGAGAUGCAGUUGCUAUUUCCCUCAGCAACUUGGCAUUGAGUGGCCAUUGCAUUGGACCUCCGACAUGGCUGGGCUCACGCCCUAGACCAUUAUGGACUAUUAUGACCCCUGAGCCUAAUCUCUCCCUCUCUUCUCUAAUCACCACCAUCCCCUUUAGAAUGAAACAGAUGACAACCAGAUCCAGCAGGUCGGGGGUGACGUGGAGCUCCCCAAAGAGCUGGCCAAGAUGAUUGAGCAGGACAACGAAGAGGAGGAGGAAAAGGACUCUGUUAUCGGACAGCUGACCAGCAUCCAGAAUCUGGACCUGGAUUCCCUGAAGGACAAGGCCCAGGCCACGCUGGACGACCUCAAGCAGUCCGCCGAGAAGUGUGCCGUCAUGUGA
This is a messenger RNA of Podarcis lilfordi (Lilford's wall lizard), 10240 nucleotides long. NCBI's taxonomy places the organism in Eukaryota, Metazoa, Chordata, Lepidosauria, Squamata, Lacertidae. The record is from the annotation of a GenBank genome assembly.